This is a messenger RNA of Pseudopipra pipra, 2526 nucleotides long. Its product is annotated as gasdermin-A-like. Gene Ontology annotation, molecular function: phosphatidylinositol-4-phosphate binding; phosphatidylinositol-4,5-bisphosphate binding; phosphatidylserine binding. The coding region runs from base 467 to 1933 and encodes 488 amino acids. The record is from RefSeq and is a predicted model, not a curated record. NCBI's taxonomy places the organism in Eukaryota, Metazoa, Chordata, Aves, Passeriformes, Pipridae. The transcript is spliced from 10 exons. Gene Ontology annotation, biological process: defense response to bacterium; pyroptotic inflammatory response.
UCCUGCACUGCAGGGAAAGGCAGGAAGAGAUCACAAAGCAUCACAGCCCAAACAUGCUGAAAACACAGACAUGGUGUAACAUGUACAGGCCCAGCUCCACUCAGGGCCCUGGAGGGGUGCAUGGGUUUCAUCUGCUCCAUCUGUAGAAGUUCCAGUGACUCAGUCUCUGUAACAGAUUCCAACAAUCUGAUUCUACCCAAUCACCAAAGCCUUUCAGUGGCAGAGUUAAGCAAUAGUUGUGUGAAUGCUGAACAAAUUGAAGAGAACAGGAAGUCUCUCACAUUUGGGAGUGACUUGGGAUAAGCUGCAGUGACCAGCCUGGGAUCCUCCUGCACAGACUGGGUCUAAGGACUGGGUCUAACGGUGCUUCUGCCACAGGGGUUGCUUCAGGGAGACACCCCCUCUCCCAUUAGCAAGGCACAAAUCCACUUGGCUUGGCUGCAAAAUUUAAUCCACACAGAGCAGAAUGUUUAAAAAAGUCACCAGAUACAUUGCAAAUCAAGUGGAUCCAAACCAAGAAUGGCUCCCUGUGGAGAGCAUCGCAGACCACGAGCACUUCAGACCCUUCUGUCUUCUGAUAAAAACAAUAAAACAAAAUACCAUAUUCCACUCACGUUACUACUGCCAGUGCACAAGGUUUAGACUGGACGAUGUGCUGCUGCCUGAAGAAGAUGGGAAAAGCACAGAGUCCCUCCUUCCCUCGGGAGAUGGUCCAGAUUCCAGCCAAUUUGGUCUCACAAAGGUCACUGCUGACAAAGUCAAGGCGGAUAUCAGCGUUGGCGUUGAUCCUGCAAGUGUGGAGCUGAAGGGAAGUGGCUCCUUGUCCCAGGAGUUUUCCAUCAAGAUGCAGAAGAAGGCCAUAGAAAUGAACUCAGUGGAGACAAUGAUAAAAAAUAGAAAAAUCAACAUGGGUCACUCCUUCAUCCAACAGCUCCUGAGCACAGAGUUCGAUUUAUACAUGGUUUAUGAAACCCUGGAAGCCUCGGAGGAGACCGUCUACAGGGAGUCCAGCAAGGCACAGGGAGGCUUCCUAGCCAUGAUUUACGCCAAGUUCUUUGGAGAGGCCUCCACAGAGAACAUGGAAAGCAUAGUCAUACCCAAGGGCUGCACCCUGGCCUUCAGGGCCAUCCAGAUUAACAUUAACAAAGGAGAAAGGGGACUGUGUAUUCCCAGAUACUCGUUUGCUGCAGGUGGACGUGGCAAAGACGAUGUUCAGCCAAUUAUUUUUCUGCCUGCACGUGUAGGACUUUUACUUCAUUUGGGUAUCUCAAAUUUUAGUCCAGCAGCCGCAGUGGACACAGAAGUUAAACAAUACUGUGGCAUUUUCUCUGAGUUGCCUCCUGACCUGCAGACCACGCUCUUAAACACCAUCAGAGCUGUGAUGAAAGACAGGAACCUCUUUCAGGAGCUCAGCCAGAAGAUGGAAGGAGUUCUUGAGAAAACUGAUGGUUAUGAGCUGAAAACUGAAAGCCCAGACUUAAAAGACCUGUUGAGCACCUUGGAGAAUUCUCCAAGAGAUCGUCGUCUUCGGCUGGCAAAGGGAAUAACCUACACCCUCGAUGCUUUGGCUGAGCUACUGGACAAUCAGCUGGCGCUGCUGCUGGAAUCCUUGGAAAGGAAGAUUGUGUCCCAACAGCUGCAGCUGGUUGGAAAACUCCUGGAGCACAAUCUGAGGACGGUGGCUACACCUUUCCAUGUGGAUGCCAGCCUGCUCUCCUUCCCACAGCAGGAGGAUGAUCAGACCUUAACCAUGGCCCUGGUGGAGAUGAGCAGAGUGAAGCUCCAGAAAGAUGGAUUAGCUGAGCCCAUGGAAAAGCCCUAUGAGGUCGUGGCCGCCCUGUACGUGGCCCUGUACGCCCUCAACCUCUUCAAUGGGGACCUGCCCCUGUCCAGGCAAUCCUUCCCCACAGUGUGGGAAAUUCUAUACCCAUGAGCCACUUCUCUCCCCCAGUUUCAUCCUUGUUAAUGCUCAAGGCUGCUUUGGCUGGGAAAAGCAAACUUAAGGCAGGAAAACUCAUUAUGGAUCCAGAAGGCUGGAUAUCAAAGUGGAUGUCUCUGGCUGUCCCCCAUUGAAAGCAGAGGGACAACCAGAAAAUCCACAAGCCCAAAUAAUCACAGGCCUGGCAGCUGUGCCUCAUGUUAUCCUGCUUCCCUAAAAACGCUGCUGCUUCUGCAACCAAUGAAUGGGAAAGGGAAAGGCAAGGGAAUGGGAAAGGGAAAAGGAAUGCAAAGGGAAAGGAAGGGAAAUGCAAAGGGAAAAGGGGGGAAAAUGCAAUGGAAACAAAAGCCAAAGGAAAAGACCUGCAGGGGGACCACUUACCUUUGUCCCCCUGGGGGUCCUGAGGGGCUCCAUGAGCUGCUGGUGGCACAAAGGUGGGGGGAUCCCAGGGCUUUCACCCACCCUUCCCUGCUCCCAGCACUGCCAUCGCCCACAGGCUGCUCCAGGGACAUGGGGCAGUGCUUCAGAUACAAUUUAAAUACUCUCAUUAUCGCUUUAUAAAUAAAGAGGAGCUUCUUGCUGAGCAA